Penaeus vannamei (Pacific white shrimp) is the source of this 705-nucleotide messenger RNA. The record is from RefSeq and is a predicted model, not a curated record. NCBI's taxonomy places the organism in Eukaryota, Metazoa, Arthropoda, Malacostraca, Decapoda, Penaeidae.
AUGGUGGAUGCUUCGAUGCCUUUCGAGUCAGAAGACUCAACCGCGCUGGAAGAUCUCAGCCCACAGGGUGUGCAUGCCAUGUUGCAGGGCUCGCAGUUCCUGGGCUUCGGAUCCUACGGCAACGUCUAUGCUGUUUGCUAUAAAGGACAGACGUGCGCACUGAAGGUGGCGCGCAACAUCGCCGACUGCACCUUGAGGAGUGAGCUGGAGUUCUUGCAGAGCAUCGCCGGAGCCGGCGGAGCCCCUGUGCCCUUGGCCUUCUGCCCAGAGCGUGAUGCUCUCCUCAUGUCCUUCUGUGGAAAGGACGGCCUGCAUGAGUACUUGCGUCGAGGCGGCUUCUCGCUCCAGCACGUCCUGUCCCUGGCCCUGCGCGUGACGGAGCGCCUUCAGGAACUGCACCGGGCGGGCUUCGUCCACGGCGACCUCAAGUGCAACAACGUGACGAUGAAGCUGGACGCCGAGCGGAACCUUGAGUCCGUGCACCUCAUCGACUUCGGCCUCUCCUCCCGCAUCGGGGAGAGGCUCCCGCUCCAGGCCAAGCCCUAUGACAUGCAGCGGUACUGCGAUUGCCGCUACAACGGCUGUCCCAUGCUGCCGCUGUGCGACCUGCCCGGCCUCGCCUCCAUCUUGGAGAGGCUGUUUCGGGGCAGAGGCGACGUCCCUCAAGACGUCGCCGACUUGUCUAAAGUGUGUGCAAGGCCUUAG